GCCAUGAAUGGUUUGUGACGUCAUUCUCCCAGAAUGCUCGGCAGGCAGUCGGCGCGGCGGUGAGCGGUCCAGGCCCGAACUCUGCCGAACAACGUCCAACUUCUCCCACAAUGUCAACAAGGAGCCGGAUUCCGGGCCGGACAGACCGCAGCAGGUCUGGAAAACCGUUCCAAGCCUUUGUGAAACAGGCGUUCAGCAACACUGAAUACUAAAACAUCCUCUGACUCAGCCACAGCUUCUAAAUCUUCUCCUCACCGCAGCCCUUUUGGGGUUGCUAUGGCAGCUGUUGUCACGGAAACCAAGUUGUGGACACAGGCUUGCCCCAGUAAGACCGGACAAACCACUAGUCAUUGGCUGAAGAGACCUUCGAACACUUGACACGCGGCACUUAGCACCAGUGGAGCCGCUCUGUGGAACCAGGCCGACAUCUGCAGGCUGAUGGUGAACUUUCUGCAAAAACCUGAUGAAUCUCGUCUGUGUUGGGCUUUUGGCCAGUGUCCCUGUGCACCCGCCAAGCCAACACUGAUCCUUGUGCAAGACUAUGUUCCAUCAGCAGGAGCAUUUGAAGAGUCAACAGCAGGAGUGCAACUUGGCCAGCCGGCAGCUCCUCCACUGCCAGCAGUGUGGGAAACAGUACAACACCCAGCUGGGUUACAGGCGUCACUUAGUGGCAGCACACAGUACUGCAGCAAGUCUGGCCUGCCCAGAGGGUGCACCAUCUCUGCUGGAGCACCUGGCCAGUCACACUGACAGGCCUUUGCCAUCUGAGGACAACAAUGUGCCAGUUAGGGAGAGGAAAUACUCUUGCGAGCGGUGUGACCGCCGUUUUUACACAAGGAAGGAUGUGCGUCGCCAUGCUGUGGUGCAUACGGGUCGCCGUGACUUCCUGUGCCCACACUGUGCGCAGCGUUUUGGCCGGAGAGACCAUCUGACACGCCACUUGAAAAAGAGCCAUGCCCAGGAAUCUGUAUCGAUGCCACCCACUACCACGAGUGUUGCUCUGCCUACACCUUCAAGCCAGUGCCUUGGAAAGGAAGAGCCCAGCCCUGUGAACUCUGACAUGGGGGCCAUCUCCAAAGAGCCAUCUGAGCCCUUUUCUAGGGACAUAUACAACUCCUACCCCAUGACCGGUCCUGUUCCAGGGGUAGGCCACUCUCCUAGCCUCAUGCAGGGCUCAUUGUCCUCAAACAUAAGUGUGGCUCGCCACAUGCCCACACCGUCUCCUCAUCACCAUCAUUUACAGCCACCGGCACCACUACAGCAGCAGCACUACAGUAACAUGACCAGGUUCCAGCAUGGUUCUACCUCAUAUCCUCGUGCUGAUGUGGACAGUUUUCUCCUGGACCUGCAGAGUGCUCCACCUCCUUCCCUUACUGCCAUUGGCUCAUCUACAUCUGCAUCCGCCUCCCCUCAGAGGGAGGUGUUGGCUGAAGGGUUGGGUGCCAGUGGUGACCCUGCCCUACUUUCUAGGAGCCCUGCUCCAACCUCAGCAGAGCUGUCCUGCACCACUAAUAUGGACCUUGGCCAUCUGCUGGGUUUCUUGCCUUUCGGUCUGCCAGCCUACAGCACCCACAUGGGGAUGGGAGGGUUAGUUAUGAGCUAUCCAUCCACCGCCGCCACCACCACCACCUCCUCCUCCUCAUCCUCCUCCUCAGGCACAUCAGUGGCACUGCCCUCCCAGGGUCCAGGGCCUUUUGCCUUUUUCCAGCCUGCACAGGCUCACAUAUCCCAGAGUUCAGGAGUCCACACCCACAGCCAGCUACCUCAGGCAUACAAUAGUCCUGCUAUGAGCACUUCCAGCUCCCUACCUCACUACUACCAGGCUUUCCAGCAGUAAGCAGCUGUCUUCCUGAAAAUGUUGGCUUCACAUGCAGUUGCCAUGAAAAGGUUAAGCUUGAGUGACGUCUUUGGAAACGAAUAGUUAAAAUAAGCUUGCUCAUGAUGACGUUACUGUUAGUUAUCUUUUGUCAAACACAACCAGUCACCUCAUCAGUGCUGCCUCAUGAUUUGAAGCACUGACCCUGACUAAUGGCUGUCUGGAAGACCUGCAGUUCCCAGUUCUCCUGCUGAAGGCGAGGUGUUCUUACCCUGCUGUAGGGGUUAGCACUCUGGACACUGAGUUCAGAUCCUGGUACAGCCUUUAUUUGUGUGCACACCAUUCUCACGGGGUUAGCCUCCGUUUUUCAGACCUGCUGGUGCCUUAAUUAGGAGCUCAGGGGACAGUGAGGUGUUACUGACACAGUAAGGUGUAUGAAUCCAGUUCUGAUCUGCCUGAGAAUUCUUGUGAAAUGGGACAUGACAGGUGCUGGUGCUGAUUGUGCUGCUCUAAAGACAUCACGGUUAUGUGAGGAUGGCUCCCAGAUGUGUAAGGAUCAGGACUUUGACACGGCCAGCUCCCAUGAUUACAGCCUCUCGAACAAAGGAAGGAAGCAUAUUUAGGUGGAACUUUUUAUGACCAAAAUCCAGUACUUGUUUGAUUGGACCUGUUCCAAACAGUCAUGGCACUUUGUUCACUUUUACCACAUAGUUCUGAGAUAUGUCAGGAAAUGUUGGAGUUGCAGGAAGACUGAGGGAGUGAGGGAAGUUUAAAAUGCACUCUUAUGAAUAAGUGACUUGAUUUUGGUUUUGAGGCCAGCUUCAGUUCCUCAUAAUGUCAAGUAAAGACCAGGGAUGUCUGGUUUACACCUGUUUAGCCUGGCAGCAUGAAGAGGCUGUUUGUUGACCCUCGUCUUGGUUCCUUCACAUGGCUCUUCAGGAGGUGGGACAGGCUGAAGGGUCUUUUUCUGUUGAUGCCCAGCCUUUGAGUUCAGUUUACAAACGCAGAAUUACUGAAGUAGAUUUCCUCCUGGCUGCUACAAAAACAGCAUUUAGAAAUUGUAAUCUGGUUAUUGAACGUAUAGCGGCACAGACACCCCAGAUAGUCUGUUUCAAGGCAUGUGACCGGGAACGGUGGCUCUGCCUGAAGCAGCUCGUCCGCUACAGCAAGUGAAGCUAGUCUAUCAGCACUUAACACAUUUCUCUCCCUAAUUCGGCCGUAUGACCUUUAGGCUCUUAAAGUUUUCUUUUAAACAUGAUCAUAUUUCUACAGUGUGCUCGUGACAUUGGUCAAACUUUAAGAGGCUUUUUGACUUCUUUGUAGCGAGCACUGCAGGUUGUGUUUGUACAUCAAUCUGUCAAAGCCUUGACUGGGCUUUGGCCAGAUUUAGAGCCGCUAGUCACCCUGGAAAUGCUCUGUAUGCUCCAGUGGGCCCACUAGUUAGGGCUGAGGAGAAACCAUCUCCAUGCCCCCAGUUUCACUAUGACCCAGUGACUGAUCAGGUCUGUAUCAGUUCAGACCAAAACACUGCAGUCUUUCCCCUCGGGGAGUGCUGCCGGUGAGACUAGAAACCAUGGAAGAUUUCAGUUGUGGUGAUGUACAGAUGCUUCAUCACCUUCUUCUCACUGAAAUUUGUUGUCUUGGAGCUGAUCAGUACUCGGAAAACUGCUACUGUAGGUGUCCAGCUUCCCAGCAGGAGGAUCAGCCUUAGACAAAGAUCCACCAGGUCGGCACGUCCGGCUGAGCGCUCCGGUGGCCAGACUGAGUGGGUUGUCUGCUUGGGUCAGUCGCUGUUUCUCCUGCCGGACAUCUGCCUUCCCCUAAAGCUGCUCCUCCACCAACCUUCAGCCUUAAGGCUGGUAGAGGAGCAGCUGAAGCGCCGCCGCAGUCCUUCAGCAGUUCUGUCGGGGGGCAUCUCCGUAAGAAGCAGCGGUGUUUGUAAUUUAUUUUUAAUAAAUGUGCAUAUCGACAGUGUUGUGAAGAAAAAAAAAAAGUUAUUUUAUGAUAUGAAGACAUGAAGCAGAAUGUUCCGUUGAUGUUUUAAGGAAAAGGCCUGAGGGUCUGAAUGAGCACUUGGACGUGGUUCCUAAAGGCCACCGUCAGCGGAACUGUGACGUUUGUCCAGACCAGCAGGUGUUCUGCUCCAGGAUAUGAAGAAGCAGGCAGGAGGCUGAGGAUGUGAAGACAUCCUGGAAGCACUUAGGCCUGGGGGAGGGGGGGUAUUUUGAGUAUUUUCGGUUUUGGGGCGUGUUACUGUGAGUGCUGUCUGCACUGAAUCCGACUUUAUUUCGUGGGAUUUCUGUUUCAAUAUUUUGAGAUGCAUCCAAUGUGUAUUAUUAUUGUUUAUAGCAGCAGUCAUUAAAUUUCCGUAGUUAAAUUCUGUUGCCUUUCAAGUGGCGGGUCACGGCCGUCUGUCAGGUCUGCGUCCUUCAUCACUUGGGGUCCGGUCAGAUCGUUGGUUCAACCGCAUCAGAAAGAUGUUUUCCAGACAAACAGGCAUCUAAUUUCACAUUUUGGAUAAAAAAAUUAAAAAACCUCAGAUUCCAGUCAGAAUUUUAAGGAGCCAGUAAGUGACUAACUCCCGAUGUUUUCACUUCCCAAGGUGAAAUCUCAGUAGGUGAAAGUGUCUCUUCCUCCCACGGGUUUUAUUUGUUUAUUAAUAAAUAGAUUACAAAAUGUGAAUAGAAAUGUUAUGACAUUGAGGAAAAAAGUGAUGAAUAAGAAAAGGUUAAAGAUGAAUUUUAUUUGUUUAAUUUGUAUUUUUGUCUCUGUUGCUGCUCUCGAGGUGCUUUUCUGCGCUGAUCACGAAUACAUUUUAGUCCAACUGCAGAUCAUUAUCAUCUUUGAUGGACUUUAAAGCCUAUGUGUCCCUGCCCCCCCCCCCCCCAAAAUUUAACUCCAGACACCAUGAAAAACCAUGUCAAUAUAAAAGGAGGCUGGGCCCUAUGUGGCCUGCAGGGCGCCGGUUAGAAACCCUGAGUCAGGCUCGGCACAGCAACAAGCUUCUGCUGUCUGACAAAUGUGUAAAAUCACAACAUUUUAAGUUGAUUUAUUUUUUUUAUUUUUUAUUUUUUUUUAAUGAAUGUGGAUUUAGCAGUGCAGAUGUUUGGUGUGAACAGGAUCUAUUGAGGAUUUUAACAGAUCGUGUUAACAGAGUUUUAACUACCAAUGCGUCAUGAGAAUGGAGAGCGUUUUACGAACAAAUAUCUGCAGAGUCAAUAUAUGGGGGGUAUUACGUCCAAAUGUGGGGCGCUACUUGUCGAAAUCUGUAGUAGAUGUCAGAUUUUGACAUCUGCCUUCUGUAAGCUUGCUCAUACAAUAGUCCUACCUCACUACUACCAGGCUUUCCAGCAGUUAUAUAGUUAGCACUAUAUAAGUUAUAAGUUAAACUAUAACUUGCAUAGUUAGCAGACACAGCUAACUAUAUGUUAGCUAUGUCUGUUAACUUCCAUUGAUGCGGACGGCAGUGAGUGUGUGUGUAACGUACUGGCUGACUGCUUGGUUACAGCAAAAACGGCAGCUUGAGAAGCCACCGCCGUAACGGCACGGCGCCUUUCAGAAGUACUCUGAAGCGCUAAAACCUCAGUCCUCCAGUAAAAGGAAAAAUCCAGGUGGCUGGGUGGUGAUGUGUUUGGAAUGUACUGCCCAGCUCCGGCGUCACAGGUUUAUAACAGGGUUUGUUUGUUUUGUUUUUUUAAGGUGGUAGGGUUACCGGAAAGGAUAAUUUUUUUUUUUUCUCGUAGACCUUCCGUCAGCCGGAGGCGUCGGACUGUGGUCUGCUCUAAGUUUCUACCUCUAUGUUCGGUUGUGUCAUGUGGUGUCAGAAGAUGUCUGCAUUUUAACCCCGUUUGUCACAGCUGGUUGUGUAAAACAUGUUUGUGUAUUUUGGUAAUAUUUCUACUUUAUUACUACCUCAGAGACGACACAGGUUUGUUUACUUGAACAAACUCACCACAGUCACCAAACAGUGUGUGUCGGUUUUAUUUUAGCUCUUGUAUUUUGUCUGAAUGACGGUUGGUCCUUAUUCUGCAGAAUUUUCAGUUCUAGUUGAUGAGACAGAUACUGUGUAAAAUAUUGUUUGUAUAAAUUUUAAUUUUUAUAGGUAGCUCAAAAGCAUUAAAAUGUUGCUAUUUUCACAUUAAAUAAUGCUUGGGAACAAAAAGCAUGAAAAUCACCUGUGGAGGCCGUGUUGAAUUUCUAAGUGAGUGGCCAGCGGAUUCAUCGGGACUUUGGAUCUGUUGUUGAGGGCGGGUUGGGGCACCAUUCAGCUUUUUUUUGUGUAGCACUGUGCAGUGUCCUGAGAGGCUGAUCAACCCGCACAGUGAGCGCACAGAGGGGCUGACACACGGUCUGAUGGAUGAUCUUAACUUCUGUGCAGAUGUGGUCUCCCCAACAGACUGUCGUCUGCUGUUACCCCAAUAAGAAACCAUGGGUAACGCAGGAAGUCAAAGGUGUCCUCAGCAAGAAGAAGCCUAGUGAGGGACUUUGCUGCCUGGUGCCACACAAACCAUCUACAGCUCAACACCUCAAUGACAAAGGAGCUGGUCAAUGACUUUGGGAAGUUCAGACCAAGACCGCGACGCUGAGGUGGCAGCUGCAGAUUCCUACAAGUACCUCGGGCUGUGGCUGGACAGCAAACUGGACUGGACGACCCACAGCAACCACCUGUACAGGAAGGGACAGAGCAGGCUGGAC
This is a messenger RNA of Thalassophryne amazonica, 6511 nucleotides long. RefSeq names its product zinc finger protein PLAGL2-like. Gene Ontology annotation, biological process: regulation of transcription by RNA polymerase II. Gene Ontology annotation, cellular component: nucleus. The transcript is spliced from 2 exons. Lineage: Eukaryota; Metazoa; Chordata; Actinopteri; Batrachoidiformes; Batrachoididae. The coding region runs from base 542 to 1837 and encodes 431 amino acids. Gene Ontology annotation, molecular function: DNA-binding transcription factor activity, RNA polymerase II-specific; RNA polymerase II transcription regulatory region sequence-specific DNA binding. The record is from RefSeq and is a predicted model, not a curated record.